UCUCCAAAAUGCCCUGGAUUAAGCUAGGCAGGCUGCUCCAGCGCACGAAAUCCUUAUGGAAGUUCUGGCGAGCCUGCGUGUCGCCUGCCUCCCGAGCCCUCCGCCCGCGCCGGCUAAGAAUGGAGGCCUCCUGCCUCGAACUAGCCCUCGAAGGAGAGCGACUGUGCAAAGCUGGCGACUUCAAGGCCGGAGCCGCCUUCUUCGAAGCCGCGGUGCAGGUGGGGACGGAGGAUCUGAAGACGCUUAGCGCCAUCUACAGCCAGCUGGGCAAUGCCUAUUUCUACCUAAAGGAAUAUUCCAAGGCCCUGGAAUACCACAAGCAUGACCUCACCCUCGCCAGGACCAUUGGGGACCGUAUUGGAGAAGCCAAGGCCAGUGGCAACCUUGGAAAUACAUUGAAAAUACUUGGGCAGUUUGACGAAGCUAUCGUUUGUUGCCAGAGACACUUGGACAUUUCUCAGGAGCAGGGAGACAAGGUAGGUGAAGCUAGAGCGCUGUAUAACAUUGGCAAUGUUUACCAUGCAAAGGGAAAGCAGUUGUCUUGGAACGUGGCCCAAGACUCACGUUCCCUGCCUCAAGAAGUCAAGGAGACGCUGCAGAGAGCUUCGGAGUACUAUGAGAGGAAUCUGUCUCUGGUGAAGGAGCUCAGGGACAGAGCCGCGCAGGGCCGGGCCUAUGGGAACCUCGGCAACACCCAGUACCUGCUCGGCAACUUCAGCAAAGCCACCGCUUUCCACAAGGAGGUAAGGAGCGUGGCCCUCCUUCCCGAGUUUGGGGACAGAGCGGCCGAGAGGAGGGCCUACAGCAACCUGGGCAACGCGCACAUCUUCCUGGGCAGGUUUGACAUCUCGGCGGAGUACUACAAGAAAACGCUCCAGCUGUCCAGACAACUGAAAGACCAAGCGGUCGAAGCUCAGGCUUGCUACAGCCUGGGAAACACGUACACCUUGCUCCAGGACUACGAGAGAGCCAUCGAGUACCAUCUCAAGCACCUGCUGAUAGCGCAGGAGCUGGGGGACAGGGUGGGAGAAGGAAGAGCCUGCUGGAGCCUAGGAAAUGCCUAUGUCUCCCUCGGGAACCAUGACCAAGCCCUGCGUUUUGCAAGGAAGCAUCUUGAAAUCUCCCAAGAGAUCGGGGAUCGGAACGGGGAGCUGACGGCGCACAGGAACGUGGCCCAGCUGAAGUCAGCCCUGGGCCUGAGACUCGACGAGGAGGAGGGGGCUGCCACCCUUCGUCCCGCGGGCUACGAAGCGCAAGGAGCCAGGCCUAAGAGAAUCCAAAGGAACAGCAUGGACAGCUUAGACCUCUUGAAGUUCCCCUCGGAAAAGGAGCAGAACGGGGAUAGCCACCAUAUGGGAGACCUGAAGAUCACGGGAAAGGACUUCUUGUCUCUGCCUGUGAGAUCCAAGAAAUACCAAGAGAACCAGUCCGGUUCAGAGAGGAAAAUCCAGGAGUCCCAUUUGUCACCGGUGGAUGCCAGUGAUGUCCGAGUCCAGGUGUCUCAAUCGGUAGGAAGAUGACGGGCGUUUUUCGCCCCUUC
This is a messenger RNA of Pelodiscus sinensis (Chinese soft-shelled turtle), 1540 nucleotides long. The record is from RefSeq and is a predicted model, not a curated record. Lineage: Eukaryota; Metazoa; Chordata; Testudines; Trionychidae.